UAAUCAAGGUAGUCAUGGAAGAAGAAGGUUGAAGGUGAUUAGGAAGUUGGAAAUAUGGAGUGCAACUUGCGUCGUGUUUUCCUUGACUUUAUACUGUGGUUGUCAUAAAAUGGACAUAAAUACUUGUGCAUAUUGUGGAGCUGUUGGGCAUUUUUCAAGAUGUAAAAGGUGUAGAAGCGCGUAUUAUUGUUGUAAAGAACAUCAAAUUGGUGACUGGAAAAAACAUAAAAUACACUGCAGUGACAAACAAAACCCUACUGUCGGUGAUACGAAUGCACAAUCUUCCGUUAGCGAUGUCAAAUUAAAAACUGUUCCAAAGAAUACGUCGUGUGUUCCUAUAUCAGGCGAAGAAAGAAAAUUUAAACAUUCUAGUCGUUCAAAUCAAACUUCAGACGCAGUACUCGCUGACCGCAACACUAGUCCUAUUACACAUGAAGGAAGUUCUGAAAAUGAAAUUAUCAACGCUAGAACUGAGGAAUUAGAUCCUUUUGAGUUUUUACAAUCUAGUUUAAAUAAACCUUCUUCCUCCAACACUUCAGAUUCAAACAUCAAAAUGCCACUUUACAGUGAUCUGCCAGGAAAAGAUUUUAUUUCCGGGUUACAAGGGAAAGAUUCACCAGUUUUAAAAGAAUUUUCAGAAAUAAAGCUCGAUGGAAUCAAUGGAUUACCACCAUUUCAUCAUCGUAAUGAUCAAGUCGAACAAGACAUAAUUGAAGAGGUUUGCAGAAAUGUCAUAAGGGAUAUGGACGCAUACGGUGUGUGUGUUGUAGAUAAUUUUCUUGGACAUGAAAAAGGUAUGGCAGUAUUAAAGGAAGUAAUCGGUAUGUAUCAGACAGGUGUUUUCAAAGAUGGACAAUUAGUAAGUAACAAAGUGAAAAAAGACUUAAAAACUAUACGGGGAGACCAAAUAACAUGGAUUGACGGUAAAGAAACAUUUUGCCGAAAUAUUGGUAUGUUGAUCAGUGAAGUUGAUGCAGUCAUUAUGAGAGCUAAUAGAAUGGUGAAUAAUGGGAAAUUAGGUGAUUACACCAUAAAUGGCAGAACAAAGGCAAUGGUUGCUUGUUAUCCUGGCCAUGGCACUCAUUAUGUCAAACAUGUUGACAACCCCAAUAGAGACGGAAGGUGUAUCACUGCUAUUUACUACCUGAAUGCUGAUUGGGACAUCCAGCGUAAUGGAGGAUUACUGAGAAUCUUCCCAGAAGGAUGGCAAGAUCAAGUGGCAGAUAUUGAACCCUUAUUCGAUCGAAUUCUAUUUUUCUGGUCUGAUAGAAGAAAUCCUCAUGAAGUACAGCCCGCAUAUGAAACCAGAUAUGCAAUAACGCUGUGGUAUUUUGAUGCUGCCGAGAGGGAGGAUGCUUGUCGAAGAUAUCAGCGGGAGAGUAUGUGUUGUGUCCUCCCCUCCCCCCACAACAACCCCCCUCUACUCACUAACUGUAGCUAACUUGUCGCUCAUCUCUCAUCUAACCCUGUGGUAUGGCCUCAUGUCAUCUCUUGUCAAUGCUAAAUGUUAUUACAUCUUCAUCUUGCGUUUUCACCUUUUUGUACGUAAUCUGUGCCAAAGUAUUCUAUUGUAUGUUUAAUCGGUAUAUAAAACAGAUUUGUAUUA
This is a messenger RNA of Homalodisca vitripennis (glassy-winged sharpshooter), 1606 nucleotides long. Its product is annotated as egl nine homolog 1-like. The transcript is spliced from 4 exons. Gene Ontology annotation, cellular component: cytoplasm; nucleus. NCBI's taxonomy places the organism in Eukaryota, Metazoa, Arthropoda, Insecta, Hemiptera, Cicadellidae. The record is from RefSeq and is a predicted model, not a curated record. Gene Ontology annotation, biological process: peptidyl-proline hydroxylation to 4-hydroxy-L-proline; cellular response to hypoxia. The coding region runs from base 110 to 1441 and encodes 443 amino acids. Gene Ontology annotation, molecular function: ferrous iron binding; L-ascorbic acid binding; peptidyl-proline 4-dioxygenase activity.